AACUAUAAGACUCUUUCUCCGUUGCUGGGUGGCUACAAGAAGCCGCCUAAUUUUCAAAUAUUAAUUCCACAACCUUGAAUCUAUUCGCUGCCUCACCACUCACCAGCCCCCUCUCCUUUGACUCCUUCAAUACCAAUGCUUUAUAAACUAAUCUCUCUGAUCUCUGCGGUUCGGAAAGUCCGACAGUUCAAGCAAUGAAGUGCUUCCACUUCAACAACGGGGAGAGGCGGGACGACGAGGACGGCGUCGUUUCUAGGGCGGCGUCCAAGGUGUCCUGGACGCGCUCGCUGAGCGUGGCGUCCACGGCGAGCACGGCCGUCGACGUCUCGGACGCCAGGGACUUGUCGGACCCGGCAGGGUUCUUCGAGUUCCUGACCCGGCGACGCGCCAACGAUCUGCGCGUGUUCACCUUCUCCGAGCUCAAAUCCGCUAGCAGAGGGUUCAGCCGGGGGUUGCUGAUCGGGGAGGGAGGGUUCGGCUGCGUCUACAGAGGCGUCGUUAGGGUUUGUGAGGGUCCUGAGUCGAAAAUGGAGGUUGCUAUCAAGCAGUUGAAUCGUCACGGUUUCCAGGGGCAUAAAGAAUGGAUUAAUGAGGUGAACUUUUUGGGAGUGGUCAAGCACCCAAAUCUUGUCAAGUUAGUGGGAUAUUGUGCAGAAGAUGAUGAAAGAGGGAUGCAGCGACUUCUGGUCUAUGAGCUUAUGCGUAAUAAAAGCUUGGAGGACCAUCUAUUGGCUCGAGUACCUUCGCCUCUCCCAUGGAUGACCAGACUAAAAAUUGGGCAGGAUGCAGCCCGUGGUUUAGCAUACCUUCACGAGGAAAUGGAUUUUCAGCUAAUAUUUCGAGAUUUCAAAACGUCAAAUAUUCUGCUUGACGAGGACUUCAAUGCAAAGCUCUCGGAUUUUGGACUGGCUAGACAGGGACCUGCUGAAGGACUCAGCCAUGUUUCAACAGCAGUUGUAGGGACAGUAGGUUACGCUGCUCCAGAGUAUGUUCAGACCGGCAGGCUUACUGCUAAGAGUGAUGUUUGGAGCUUCGGGGUGGUUCUCUAUGAACUUAUCACAGGGAGGCGAGCGGUGGAAAGAAACCUACCCCGAAGUGAGCAGAAACUGUUGGAAUGGGUGAGACCCUAUGUAUCAGACUCGAAGAAAUUUCACCUUAUUGUAGAUCCUCGACUUGAAGGGCAGUAUUGCAUUAAAUCGGCUCAGAAACUUGCAUCCCUGGCAAACAAGUGUCUAAUGAAGCAGCCGAAAUGCCGGCCUAAAAUGAGUGAGGUGGUUGAGAUAUUGGGAAACAUCAUUGCUGAGACGUCAACUCAUCAGGAUGAAGAUGCCCCUCAGCCUGUCAAUGAAACCGAAGAAGUGAUGGAAGAAAUCUCAGGGGAGGCUGAGCCUGAGCCCACCAAGCAGGGGAACAUUAAUCGAAAGAAGGUUUUUGAUAUUAGAGAAAUGGUCAGCUUGAGAAACAAAUCAUUUGGCAAGUUAGAUUGGAGAAAUUGGACACCUGGACUGGUGAGAACUUGGUGAUUAAGCUAUCAGCUUCACCCCAUCCAACUUUUCUGGGAUGUAGAUAUAUACAUGUGAUUCCUGGAAACAUACACUUUCUCUCCAAGCUUUGUAUUUUGGAGUGUAAAAAAAUAUUGCUUGCAAUGAAGCUGCAUUUAUGAGGCUGCUUUCAAGUAUCCCUUGAAAUGGAGAGGAAUAAUUUUAUGGUCAAAAUUAGAUUUCACAAAUCUAAUAAUGAAUUUGUUGUUACAUAGUGUAUAUAUGGCCAAAUCAUUAAAAAAAUUUAAAUAAUUUGGCACCAUUUACACUAUUAAUACAACAAAACAAAAUCUUGACCAUAAAAUGGUUCCUUUUCAUUUUGAGAUGGAUCUUAUUCCAAGCUUCAAGUACAUUCUAUCAUAAUUGUUUAGAGUUAGCAAUAAUGAAUAUGAUGGCUAUCUAUAUUCUUCCUA
Corylus avellana is the source of this 1954-nucleotide messenger RNA. RefSeq names its product Protein kinase superfamily protein. The record is from RefSeq and is a predicted model, not a curated record. Gene Ontology annotation, molecular function: protein kinase activity; ATP binding. NCBI's taxonomy places the organism in Eukaryota, Viridiplantae, Streptophyta, Magnoliopsida, Fagales, Betulaceae. Gene Ontology annotation, biological process: protein phosphorylation.